Messenger RNA from Lampris incognitus (smalleye Pacific opah), 1645 nucleotides. Its product is annotated as homer protein homolog 1-like. NCBI's taxonomy places the organism in Eukaryota, Metazoa, Chordata, Actinopteri, Lampriformes, Lampridae. Gene Ontology annotation, biological process: regulation of store-operated calcium entry; G protein-coupled glutamate receptor signaling pathway. The record is from RefSeq and is a predicted model, not a curated record. Gene Ontology annotation, cellular component: plasma membrane; dendrite; postsynaptic density. Gene Ontology annotation, molecular function: G protein-coupled glutamate receptor binding. Bases 104 to 1174 code for a protein of 356 amino acids. The transcript has 9 exons.
GGGAGGCUAAAAGGCAGCGGCUAGCUUCCCGCACCGCACCGCCCGCGGAGAGAUCCGCUCACAGCAUCGCCUCGACCUGAAGUCAGCGACAAGAUCCGCCGAAAUGGGAGAGCAGCCUAUCUUCAGCACACGGGCCCACGUCUUCCAGAUUGACCCCAAUACGAAGAAGAACUGGGUUUCUACCAGUAAACAUGCUGUCACAGUCUCCUACUUCUUUGAUAGUACCAGGAAUGUAUACCGAAUCAUCAGCCUGGAUGGCUCUAAGGCCAUUAUUAACAGCACAAUCACCCCCAAUAUGACGUUCACAAAAACAUCUCAGAAGUUUGGCCAGUGGGCUGACAGCCGGGCCAACACUGUCUACGGGCUGGGCUUUUCCUCUGAGAGCCACCUGGUUAAGUUUGCAGAUAAGUUUGCUGAGUUCAAAGAGGCAGCUAGGUUAGCAAAGGAGAAGUCUCAGGAGAAGAUGGAGCUCACCAGCACGCCCUCUCAGGAGUCAGCCACAGGUGACCUACAAUCACCUUUGACUCCAGAGAGUAUAAACGGUACAGAUGACGAAAGACUCACACCAGACACGCCUCAGCACACUGAACUCAGAGCAGAGCCCUUGCAGAACGCACUCCCGCUCUCACACAGUUCAUCCAGCAUCAACAAGCACUGGGAGGCCGAGCUGGCGGCGCUGAAGGGGAACAACGCCAAGCUGACGGCAGCGCUGCUGGAGUCCACAGCCAACGUCAAACAGUGGAAACAGCAACUGGCCGCCUACCAGGAGGAGGCCGAGAGGCUGCACAAACGGGUGACAGAGCUGGAGUGUGUGAGCAGUCAGACAACAGUGAUCAAGUCUCAGAAGACAGAACUCAACCAAACAAUAGAGGAGCUGGAGCAGGCAUUAAAAUCCAAAGAAGAGGAACUGGAAAGGCUCAAGGCGGAGGUGGAAAGUGCCAACGAUUUCCAGUCUCAGAAAGAUUUGCUCACGCAGAAACUGCAGGACACGGAGUCGAGAAACCAGACGUUGGAAGCGCAGCUGAGUGAGCUGGAGCAGCGUUUAGAAAGCAACCAAGCGGAGCGAGAAGCCUUUCGCAAGAGCCUGCGCUCCCUGCUGGAGCUGCUGGACAGCAAAAUUUUUGAGCUGACCGAGCUUCGUGACACUUUGGUCAAGCUCAUCGAGGGCAGUUAGAGGGAAGAUACGCACGGACAUACGCAUACAGACACACACAAGCACACUCAAAAAAAACACUGCCCCCAUCACCACCAUCACGCCAUGGCAAUGCAAUGUGUCCUCAGCGGCACUCGACAACCACAGGAUCCACCUGCGUACUGCAUGUCGGCACUCACACUUCCAUCAUCAUACAAACAACUUGAAUCUUAUUUCAACACGUGCUACACACAUAACCAAGUAUGUUUACACACGACUUUAUGCAUAACGCUACACAUUUUUCUACAUCUAUAUAUUGAUAUUUAGAUCAGUACACGUUUACAAGAGCCUGCUAAAGAGGCUUUGCUUGGACCAUGCCUUCCCUCCAACCCUCUGGGAUACUCUUGACUCUCUGACAGCAGAUAAACUCCUGUUGUACUCUGAAUGAUCUAUUUUUGUCACCUCUUUCUGAUUAGCAUUCCAUUUGAGAGGAGUUUUUUUUUUUCUUUCUUU